AUGCUCAUAUAUGUGGAUGAUCUUUUGAUAACUGGAAAUGACAAUGAAUUGAUUGAAGAACUCAAAGGAAUUCUGAAUAGAAGCUUCAAAAUGAAAGAUCUUGGUGAACUAAGGCCUGCUGCAACUCCCUUGGAACAAAAUAAGAGGUUGGCUUUAGAACAUGAGCUAUUAAAGGACAAGACAAGUUAUCAAAGGUUUAUUGGGAAGUUAAUUUACCUCACCAACACAAGGCCUAAUAUUGCUUAUUCAGUACAAUUGCUGAGUCAAUUCAUGCAGAAACCAAGGAAAUUACACUUGGAUACAGCUUUGAGGGUGGUCAGGUAUAUCAAAAGCAGUCCAGGUCAAGGAGUGUUGUUGAGUACAGAAAGUCAAUGCCAACUUCAAGCCUUUUGUGAUUUAGAUUGGGCAACUUGCGCAAUGACUAGAAGGUCAGUAACAAGUUUUUGUGUGAAACUGGGGUACUCUUUGCUAUCUUGGAAGUCCAAGAAACAAAUACAAUUGCAAGGUCAUCUGCAGAGGCAGAGUAUCGUUGACUGUUACAGAAAUAGUGUGGUUAACAGGUUUGUUUAA
Molecule: messenger RNA, 570 nt
Organism: Hibiscus syriacus
Lineage: Eukaryota; Viridiplantae; Streptophyta; Magnoliopsida; Malvales; Malvaceae
Exons: 2
Coding region: 1-570 (189 amino acids)
Source: RefSeq, a predicted model, not a curated record